GUACACGGGAUGUGAUUGGAUUACCACGCACGGUCAUUUACGUCGACUGCUAGCUAAGGUUUGGCAGAAUUCCAGUUUGCAGUUCAAACGGCUCUGGUCGGUCCCUGAUGACAGUUUAAAUGAAGCAAUCAACAGAUUGAUAUCAUCUUGAAGACAAGAGACGAAUUUACGGUUCCAUUGCGAUUCUGGAGAAACAAAAUGGCAGCAACUGGAGGACUGACAGAAGAACAGAAACGAAGGAUAGAAGAAAACAAAAGGAAAGCAUUGGAAAAAAGGGCCCAAAGAGCAAAUCAGCAAGCAUCAUCUAUCCCAGCAACUCUAACAACCUCUAGCAACAAGUUGUGGAGGCCGUCAUGUCUAACCUCAAAGCCAAUUAAUGGAGAUACAUCUGAUAUGACUUCAAAACAAAGAAGCUAUGAACAGUCUGCAACAAGUGUAACAACAAACAAUAGUUGCAUCCAAUCCAAUGCUAUGAGUAUCCCACAGAGCCCACAACCUAAUCAGCAUGAACAACCUCUAAAACCAUACCAGGUGCAACAACCAGUGGCUGCCACAGGCACCACCCAAAAGACUAUCACUCAGUUUUAUGGCAACACUAACAGCAGUGGAGUAAAAAGCACCAGUAGUAGCAAAACAGUUAAUGUCUCUAAACCAGCACAUCAAGGUCAAAGUAAGGUCAAUUUGUGGAGCAACGGUGAUAGAGGUGGUGGUCGUGGUAGCGGUGGUAUGCCAAGCUGGUCAUCAAACAAUGUGUUGAAGCCAUCAGGUUCUUUCACAGGUGGUUCAAGUCUUACAGGACAUUGUGUCUUGUUGUCAAGAUCUCGCUUUGUAGCAGACAUAGGAUACCAUUCUAAGUUGAUUGAAAUCUUCAAAGCUAUACCAAGUAAAAGUUAUGACGUUACUACAAAAAAGUGGUCAUUUUCACUUACCCACUACGAUGAAUUCAUGAAGGCAGUGCAGGUAUUAAAGAAUGAGGUAGAGAUGAAACCACUCCCAAAUUCAGUGUGUUUAGCAUUCCGUAGCCAGCGCAGUGGAAAACAUACAACGCUUGAGGUUCCUGAGGCCGACCUGAGUGGGGUAGAUACAAAGCUUGCACAAGGUCUCAUGCCAUUCCAGAGGAAAGGUGUUGAUUUUACGAUUCACCGAGGAGGGAGAGCCCUGAUAGCCGAUGACAUGGGAUUAGGGAAAACCAUUCAAGCCAUCUGUGUAGCAUGUUACUAUAGAUCAGAAUGGCCAAUUUUAGUCGUUAGCCCUUCGUCAAUGCGCUUCUCAUGGGCAGAGGCAUUCUUAAAAUGGAUACCAUCGAUUGAGGAGUAUGAGGUCAACGUUGUGACCUCUGGAAGAGAAAGUGUUUCCUGUGGUCAAAUUAAUAUCAUCAGCUAUGACCUGAUGGCCAGGAAAACCAAAGCAUUGCAGGCUGUAGGUUUCAAGGUCAUCAUAAUGGAUGAGUCUCAUUUUCUCAAGAGUUACAAGACGGCCAGAACCAAGGCAGCUCUGCCACUAUUAAAGGCAGCGUCAAGAGUGAUCCUUCUCUCCGGUACACCAGCCCUCUCCAGACCGUCUGAACUCUUCCAGCAGGUCAGUGUGGUCAAUCCACGGCUCUUCCCAUCAUUCCAUGACUUUGCUCUAAGAUACUGCGAUGCCAAACAGACUCACUUUGGCUGGGAUUAUUCUGGCUCCUCAAACCUGACUGAAUUACAUCUUCUCCUAGAAGAGAAAGUGAUGAUAAGAAGACUUAAGAAGGAUGUCCUUAGCCAGUUACCAUCCAAGAUUAGACAAGUGGUGAUAAUGGAUCCUAGCUUUGUGAAGACUGGUAGCACAUCACUAAAGUGUGCAGCUAAGGAUAUGGAAAAGAAGAGUAAAUCAGAUCAACAUGGGACUUUACUCAAGUUUUUCAGUGAGACCGGUCUUGCUAAGAUCCCUGCAUUGAAGGAGUAUGUGAUUGACCUAGCAGAAAGCGGUCAUAAAUUUCUUGUCUUUGCUCACCAUCAGAAAGUCAUGGAGGCACUGGCCGAAGCACUCAUAAAAAAGAAAAUCAAGAUCAUCCGUAUAGAUGGAAGCACAUCGUCGUACAUGCGCAACGAGCUGGUUGAGAAAUUCCAGACCAAUGACUCCUAUCAAGUCGCAGUGUUGUCCAUCACAGCAUGUAAUGCAGGGAUCACCCUGACCUCGGCAUCUACGGUACUCUUUGCAGAAUUGUUCUGGAAUCCCGGAAUCCUGGUCCAGGCCGAGGAUCGCGUCCACCGAAUCGGUCAGCAAGAUUCGGUGACCGUUCGUUAUCUCAUUGCAAAGAACACUGCAGAUGACUAUAUCUGGCCUCUCAUUCAGAAGAAACUCUCUAUCCUUGGCAAAGCUGGUCUCUCAAAAGAUGAUUUUGGUGAUGCGGACAUGACUGAAUUGAAGGAUCCGAAGCAGCGGAGUAUCCUGUCAUUCUUUGAGCAAUCUUUCUUCGAGGAUGACCCUCUCUCCCAGGAAGAUCUUGAUCUUCUGGAAGCAGCUGAGGCUACCAACAAACCAGACACAUCUAGUCAAGAUGUCAGUGGUCUACAAAAGACAGAUACAGGGUUGUUCAGCUCAUUUUACUUUGAGAAAUCAUCUGUGGACGGUCCUAAGAUCAAGAAACCAAGAAUGAACUAAUCAAUAGGGUAGAAAGUAAAGGUGAGAUAGAAUGUACUGAACACUGAUGGAUUAGAAAGGAAAGGCAUGAUAGUGUGUACUGAACACUGAUGGGUUAGAAAGUAAAGGUGAGAUAGUAUGUACUGAACACUGAUGGGUUAGAAAGUAAAGUUGAGAUAGUGUGUACUGAACACUGAUGGGUUAGAAAGUAAAGGUGAGAUAGUAUGUACUGAAUACUGAUUUGUUAGAAAGUAAAGGCAAGAUAGUAUGUAUUGAACACUGAUGGGUUAGAAAGUAAAGGCGAGAUAGUAUGUACUGAACACUGAUGGAUUAGAAAGUAAAGGCGAGAUAGUAUGUACUGAACAAUGAUGGGUUUGGAAGUAAAGGUGAAAUAGAAUGUACUGAACACUGAUGGGUUAGAAAGUGAAGGCAAGAUAGUAUGUACUGAACAAUGGAUUAAAAAGUAAAGGUGAGAUAGUAUGUACUGAACACUGAUGGGUUGGAAAGUAAAGGUGAGAUAGAAUGUACUGAACAAUGAUGGAUUAGAAAGUAAAGGGAGAUAGAAUGUACUGAACACUGAUGGAUUAGAAAGUAAAGGGAAAAAGAAUGUACUGAACACUGAUGGAUUAGAAAGUAAAGGGAAAUAGAAUGUACUGAACACUGAUGGAUUAGAAAGAAAAGGUGAGAUAGAGUGUACUUAACACUGAUGGGUUAGAAAGUAAAGGUGAGAUAGUAUGUACUGAUCACUGAUGGGUUAGAAAGUAAAGGUAAAAUAGUAUGUACUGAACACUGAUAGAUUUGGAAGUAAAGGUGAGAUAUAAUGUACUGAACACUGUUUGAAGCAGAUAGGUUAGGAAGUAAAGGUGAAAUAGAAUGUACUGAACACUGUUUGAGGCAGUUAGGUUAGGAAAUGAAGGUGAGAUAGAAUGUAUUAAACAUUUUUUGAAGUAGUUAGGUUUAAAUGUGAGAUUAAAUAAACUGAAGACUGUUUGAAGCAGUUAGGUUAGGAAGUGAAGGAGAGAAGAGGAGAAAAAAAGAACUGUAUUUAGCAACUGUAAUGAUUCUAGUAGCUGUAAAGGUUAAAAACUCAUGAAAUUCUCUUUUUUUUUCAAGUAAGAAGGUACUUGGCUCAAGGAAAUAAUGGGAAGAGUUAUAAAGACAGAAAGCGCACUCACUGAGUUUUCAAGACAAAUAACAGUCAACUAGAAUCGACACAAUUUGAAUGACACGUAACUAAUUCAAACAGAUUGUUUUGAUUCCAAGAGAUUUGACUUUAACUGGCAUUUUCACCUUUGUAAUGAAAUAUUUGUUAUAAAUGUAGAUAUGUAAAAAAAAUUAUUUUUGUUACAAAUAAGUUGCUCAGAAUUUGUUAUCGCGUCCGGUUGGCAAUCGCGUCACCCGACCAUUCAAGAAAAGGGCCCCUUAAAGGUUGAGUUUAAUUUACCCGAUGUUUUGUUAAAAUCAAAGCCAAAUACACGAAAGGUGGGUAAACUGGAUUCGGUGUUUCGUGAAUUAAGGUGGCCCUUUUUUCAAAUGGUUGGGUUACUUGAUUGCCCGACCAGGGGCCCGUUGCAGAAAGAGUUGCAAUUGAUCGCAACUCUAAAAAUCAUGCGCAACUUGAUUUUCAACCAACCAACAGCGCGCAUUUGGCACUUGCGGUUGAUUUUUUGACUUGCGUUUAAACGCAACUCUUCCUGCAACGGACCCCAGACGUGAUGACACAAGCCAUAUUAUUUUGCAUUAACUUUGCAAUGAAAGAUAUUUUUGCAGAGACUCAAUUGGCAGGUGCUGUUUGAUGAGGCUGUUUGUACAUGUAAGUUAUGCACAACUUAACGCACAAUUGCUGACUCUCUUUCAUAACACUUUGUGUUUGAUGUGGCUUGGUAAAGAAAUGAUGUUGCCAAGUAUUUAUUUUCAAGUUUCUCUGAUCAACGAAUUUGUGAUUGAAGUUGAUAUGUUCUACAAAAUUGCUUGAAACGAUGGUAACUCCCGUAGAAACUCGGAAGGAUAGAAUGAUAGAAAUCAUACAUUUGCGAUGGAAGUUAAAGCUAUACAUGAGAAACUUGGAUCUUGACAAAAUUUUGUUUUGUCCAUAACAAAUUUAAUUCAAAAUGAAAAAAUAAAUCAUGACGCAUAAAUAAGCUAUGAAUGAAAACUUGGCAUUUUGUUUAAUAGAAACAUAUUACGCAUAAUUAGGCAGAUUACAAAGAAAAAAAUUAGUCUUUAUCAAGGUAGGUAGAUUUCAGAUGAAGUCUCUUUAUUGCCAAGAUGUUUUUCAUAAUAAUUGCCAAGUUGUAGUAAUAGAGGCUUAGAGGAAAGCAUGAUUAUGUACAGUUGGUAUUGACUAUUCAGAACGUUAUUUGGAAUGAAUUAAGCUACUGCAUGCUAAAAGCAGAAUAGCUGUUUUAUGUUAUUCUAAGUAUUGUACUCUAAGCAUUGUAUUGUAUUGCUAUCAACAGAGGCUGUUACAACUGGUAAUGUUGCAGCGAUGCCUAAUGUCACGACAACACGGUAUUUACAUCUGGGGUCAACAUUUGACAUCACAAUCCAAAAGAUGUGACUGGUCCUGUUCGUGCUCUGAUAGCAGGGGUGGGAGGAGGGGGGCAAGAGGUGCUUGCCCUUCAGAAAUUCCCAGCAGGAACAAUGCCCUUUUUCAAAAUGGAAAGUGCCCUAUUUUUAAAAAUGAUAUGUUUUUUGCCCUUUCUCAAUAUAAAAUACCUUUUUUAAGUAAAACAUAAUCCAUUUUAGUUUAGAAAAUCAUUCUUGUGCUUCGCGCUUGCAUCAAUUAUUGUUAAGGUACUCAUUCUGUUCUUUGUUACAAAAAUGCUUAGAAUUUCCAGUUUUCAGGUUGAUUUAUCACAAAUUUGAAGCUCACGCUUCGCGCUUGCAUCAAUUAUUGUUUAGUAAGGUACUCAUGUUCUUGGUUACAAAAAGUGCUUAGAAUGUCAAAUUUUCAGGUUGGAAUAUCAAAAUUUUCAGCUCACACUCGCAAUAUUCGAUUGGUAAGAUAUGUAUCCUAUUAAUCAGUCACUAUAUAUAAUGCAGUCCUUACCAGCAUCCUUUUCUGGUCAGUAUAUUAUAAAUUUCAGCUCACGCUUCGUGCUUGCAUCAAUUCAUUUAGUUAGAUACACAUCUUUUUCAUGAUAAAAACUUCUCAGAAUGUUUAAUUUUCAGGUCUUAUUAGUACAUGAAAUGUCCAAAAUUUUGAGCUUGCGAUUUGCGCAUGCAACAUCUUGCAAGAUGCCCUUUUUAACAGUAAUUUGUGUGAUAAUUGAUCAAAAAGCGAGUUUCACAACUUCAGAUUUGAAAUUUUUUCCAAACCGCUCGCUCGCGGAAAAUAAAGCUCAAAUAUAUAUUUUAUCAAUCAGAAAUCAUUUCAAAAAGGCCUUGCUCAACUUAAUUACUACAAAACACAACACAGAUGAUAAUCUCAUGGUGAAAAUAUCCGUUUUGCAUCAAAAUGCCCAUUUUGACAUAAAAGUGCCCUGUUUUGGCUUCCCCCAAACGAAAAUACGUUCCGCCGCCCCUGUCAGUUAGUGUUACCAUUUCUGUGUGGCCGGUACGGACAGAUCCAGAGGUCGAGCAAAAUGACAUGCAAUAUCUUAAUGAGGUUGCUCUUUCUACCACCUCUCUCUUUAUCUACCUCUCUGCUUCUUUCUCUCUCUGUCUUUUCCUCUCUUAUUCUACUUCAUUUCCUUGUCUUGUCUCAUGUUACCUUCUGAAAAAAAUUAUCUCUUUUAUUAGCCAGUUUCUUUUGUUUCUCCAUGAUCUGUCAGCUGUUCAGUAUUUGGUUGUAAUGAUCUCAGGACAAGCCAAUAUCUUGCUGUAGCAGCUGAUUCAAGUGUGCUGUAAAUUUAUAUUUUGAGGUCAGAUGAUGACAACUUUAACCCUAAUAUGCAGGGGGGUGGGAGAAGUACACCUAUCUUAGAUAUUUCAUGCAGUAUCUCUGCAAUGUGCCAAGAAAUUGUUGCGAUGCUGCAAAACUUUUUUGGGGGUCACACCUUGUCUAUCUUUUAAGAGAUAAUUUUUGUGACGUAAGAGUUGUGGUUUUGCAGUUAAUACAUGAAUGUAUGUACAGAAAUUUGUGUAUGAUGUCAUAGGUGAAUUGCAUGGCAAUUUUCACUUGGUCGAUAUUGUGAAGAUUUCAAAGGGAGAUGAACUCUUCUCAGGCCUGGACGCGGACCCAGCCAAAUUAGACAUAAUACCAUUUCGGGGGCCAUAUAUUGGUUUUGAACGAUACCCAGCCUGGCUGGAUCCGUGCCUGCUUCCCCCACCCCCUUCUGAUAUAGCCUAACGUGAAAGGGUUCAAGCCGUGCUUGAUUAGGGUUAAAGUGCCUUUUUGCAAUGUUAGUGUCAUUCUUUCCAGUAUUAUGUUUUGUGUUUGUCAGGUAGUUCAAAUUGUGAUUUGUUACUUUGGUCGAGUGUCUAGUUUCGUUUAAGAAUUUAUUUAAUUGGUGUAUGUGUGAUCUGAUAUGUAAAUUUUGUACAAAUUAUUUUCUACACAGAUUAUGCACGCAUCGAGCUACUGAAAUAAAAUAUUUAUGAAUACAAA
Molecule: messenger RNA, 7168 nt
Organism: Lytechinus pictus (painted urchin)
Lineage: Eukaryota; Metazoa; Echinodermata; Echinoidea; Temnopleuroida; Toxopneustidae
Product: SWI/SNF-related matrix-associated actin-dependent regulator of chromatin subfamily A-like protein 1
Exons: 15
Coding region: 199-2637 (812 amino acids)
Biological process (GO): replication fork processing; DNA repair
Molecular function (GO): ATP-dependent chromatin remodeler activity; ATP binding
Source: RefSeq, a predicted model, not a curated record